GCACCACCACCUCCAUCCUCCUCUCCCUUGCCGCAGCCAUGGCUCCUCCGGCUGCAUCGGCCGCGGCGCCGCCCGCCAACGUCUCCGCCGUGCUGCCGCUCGAGCUCAUGGACCGCUGCAUCGGCAGCAGCGUGUGGGUCAUCAUGAAGAGCGACGGCCGCGAGAUCGUCGGCACGCUCCGCGGCUUCGACGACUACGUCAACAUGGUGCUGGACGAUGUGACGGAGUACGAGGGACGGGGGGACAGUCGCAAGGUGACGAAGCUGAAGCAGACGCUGCUCAACGGCGCCAACAUCUGCCUGAUGAUCCCGGGCGGCACCGGCCCGUCCGAGUAGACCUCAGCGCCGAGCCGCCGCGCUUCCCACUCGAACACGAUCGCGCGCU
Molecule: messenger RNA, 384 nt
Organism: Tilletiopsis washingtonensis
Lineage: Eukaryota; Fungi; Basidiomycota; Exobasidiomycetes; Entylomatales
Product: LSM-domain-containing protein
Exons: 3
Coding region: 39-335 (98 amino acids)
Biological process (GO): mRNA splicing, via spliceosome
Cellular component (GO): Lsm1-7-Pat1 complex; U6 snRNP; U4/U6 x U5 tri-snRNP complex
Molecular function (GO): RNA binding
Source: RefSeq, a predicted model, not a curated record